Cyclocybe aegerita is the source of this 1629-nucleotide messenger RNA. The record is from the annotation of a GenBank genome assembly. Lineage: Eukaryota; Fungi; Basidiomycota; Agaricomycetes; Agaricales; Hemipholiotaceae.
AUGUCCGACAUUGACCGGUUCUCCAUUGUCACGCUUGUGCUAUUCUUUCUCUCGACAAUAUUCGUCAUUCAACCUCUAUCUUUCCACGUCCGACUACCUUUUAUUGGGCGGACCCGCCUCACAAUCGGACUCAUGACUGCGCCGAUUAUUGCAAUAGCAAUUCUUUGGGCUGCUCAGUGCAUCGGAGCAACCCAGAUUCGCGACGGCAUUGUGGGAACCGAUAAUAUCAAGCCUUACAACAUCCUCAUCCUCUUCAUCUCCCUGGCCUAUAUGGCCAUCACCCUCGAUGUCACUGGAAUUCUGCAGGCAGCUGCAUUUUGGCAUGAUUGUGGGGAACGACCCCAUUAUUCUCUCGGGCACGGCUUUCUCGUGUACUACACGGCUGCGACAGGGCUUGAGCCUAUCGCAUGGCUCAUCUCCGAGUUCGCAGCGGCCAACACAGCCAGCAUGGUCCUCUUUGUGGGGAAUCCAACCAAUGUCGUCAUCUGCGAAGGAUUUCGGAUCAACAACGCAGCAUUCACGGCGUAUACCAUCCUCCCUUUCCUAGCAUGCAGUGUGGCGUGCUAUGCAGGGCUUGCGUUCCAGUUUCGAGGCGAGAAGCACGUUCCUCGGAGAUUGAACGCCAUGGGGGAGCUGAAACCGCGCGAGGUCCUGCGUGACCCCGUCAGCGCAUGCUUUGGAAGCAUUCUGCUCGCCGUCUGUCUCACUGUCGUCAUCGUCCUCAGUUUCUUCCACAUCGACGUGUGGAAGAUUGUCCUUCCAUUCGCAGUGGCCAAGUUUAUUUUCGACCUCUCAUGGGAUCACUACCGUUACGUCACAGACCGUAUACCACGGCUUGACGCCAAAGCAGCGUCUGAAGGACAUCCGGGCGACGAAGAUGCAAUGGUCAGCGAACUGAAGAGGGCAAUGUCGAUGCCGACCUCGCAAGCACCAACAGAAAUGACGGAUGUCGAGCGCCGGCCUACGUUCGCCUCCGUAACGGCCACUUCAUCCGAGAUCGCCGCUAUCACAAUCCCCAAAGCCCGUUCACCCUCCCCAGAAAGCUCCAAAACCAUCUCACAAGCUCCAGAACCCCGAAUAUUCGCGGAGCAGCGCGAGAAGCUCGCCAUAGUUCACAGACGGCUCGCGGCACACUUCCCCACUUUCUUCACGGCCCUUCCACGCCUGCCGUUCGGCCUCAUCCCGUUCGCGUUUUCUCAGUUCAUUCUCAUUGAAGGGCUUGCACGGCAAGGGUGGAUAGAUGUGUUCGCUACGUGGUUCGUCAAGGCUUCGCAUCGCCAGAUGAUCCCAGCUGUAUGGCUAGUGGGCUUCCUUGGUGUGAUCUUGUGCAAUAUUUCUGGAACGAACAUCGGAGCAACCAUUCUGCUAACAAAAAUAGUGCGCGUAGCUGAGCUACCGGAUAGUUCUGCGAGAGCGGCGGCUAUCUCACUUGCUGUGGCUAGUAAUAUCGGUGCGGUCAGCUUCACAUUCUCUGCAAGUCUGGCUGGCCUUUUGUGGCAGUCAAUAUUGAAACAGAAAGGCAUAACAUUUCGGCAAUUAGAUUUUGCCUUUUGGAACACACUUCCGUUGAUCCUCAUGACUGCUGUCGGUCUGGCAAUUGUGACCGCCGAAAUGGUCGUUCUGUACUAA